AUGAUUCUUGUUAUGGGAGUGACGGGGGCAGGGAAAAGUUAUUUCAUCAAUCAGCUAGCGGGAAGCAAGGUAGUCGAAGAAGGGGAUUCGCUUGACUCUUGUACACAGUCCUGCCAGCUCGUCCCUGUUCAACUUGGCCAAAGCAAAGUCCUGCUUCUUGAUACGCCUGGCUUUGACGAUACUACACGCCCUGAUUCCGAGAUUUUGGGAGAAAUCGCGAAGGUGCUUACUGCACAGUACAAGUUAGGAGUUCAGCUGAAAGGGGUUUUGUAUAUCCACCGCAUCACCGACAUUCGAUUUAACCGGUCUUCCGUCAAGACAUUCGAAAUCUUGAAGGGAGUCGUCGGCCCCGAUGCACUUCAAAAUGUGCUCCUCGUUACUUCCCGCUGGGAUGGGGUCACACAAGCCACCGGAUCUGAUCGCGAGCGGCAGCUGCGGGAAAAGUUUUGGGCCUAUAUGUUAGGACGGGGAUCAAACAUGAGCCGCUUCCUUGGCGAUAGAGACUCAGCCAUUGCCCUAACCGGUCAGCUGUUGUGCAAGGACGUAGUGGUUCUUGAGUUGCAAAAGGAAAUUGUGCAUCAGAAGAAGAGGCUGGAUCAAACGGCAGCGGGUUCUUUGGUCAACGACAAUCUGGAUGCACUAAAAGCGCAGUACGAAAAAGAGCUGGCGUCUUUGGAGCGGCUG
Messenger RNA from Alternaria alternata, 684 nucleotides. RefSeq names its product P-loop containing nucleoside triphosphate hydrolase protein. The transcript is spliced from 2 exons. The record is from RefSeq and is a predicted model, not a curated record. Gene Ontology annotation, molecular function: GTP binding. The annotation marks the transcript as partial. Lineage: Eukaryota; Fungi; Ascomycota; Dothideomycetes; Pleosporales; Pleosporaceae.